Molecule: messenger RNA, 832 nt
Organism: Glycine soja
Lineage: Eukaryota; Viridiplantae; Streptophyta; Magnoliopsida; Fabales; Fabaceae
Product: stigma-specific STIG1-like protein 1
Exons: 1
Coding region: 119-583 (154 amino acids)
Source: RefSeq, a predicted model, not a curated record
UCCAUCUUCCCAAGAAAACAACACACAAAGAAGAAUAACAAUAACACACUCUUCUCUUCGAUCAUCUCCCUUUUCUCUGAGAGCUAGCACUCCUUCAAACUUUGAUCCUGGCAAAGCCAUGGGGUUCCUAAAAGCAAUAUUCAUCAUAGCAAUAACCAUGGCUUUGUCCAUCACACUCACAAUGAAAACCAUCACUCAUCAAGAGGAAGCAAAACCACCCUUUGUGCACCAUGAUUUGCCCUCAUCAACCCCUCAUCAAAAGAAUCUCCUUCUUCCUUCCAAGAGGGUGAGUCGCUUCCUCGCUCAAGUGAAAAACCCUAAUGCUGCUGAUCACUGCAGGAAGGAUCACGAGAUUUGUACUUUGUCGGGUGUCAAGAACUCAACAUGUUGCAACAACAAGUGCAUUGAUGUAGGGUAUGACAAGCACAAUUGUGGGGCAUGCAAGAUGAAGUGCAAGUUCACUGAGGUAUGUUGUAGAGGGGAAUGUGUUGAUACCAACUUUGACAAGAGGCAUUGCGGGGAGUGUAACCAUCGGUGUGAAGUGGGUGCAUAUUGUGUCUAUGGAAUGUGCGGCUACGCCUAAUAAUUAAGCUUCAUGCAUGAGUCCCCAAUACUAUGUUAUUAUUACUAUACGAGGUUUGUGAUUUUUAUUAAAAAUGUUCAAUAAAGUAGACCACAUUUGUGGUGGUUCUCUAAGGUUCUCUAACCAGAAAUACAAUAGCAUAUAGUACCUCUUAAAGUUAUAUUGCAAUCUUCUAAGUGUUUCCUAAAGCAUAAUUAAUGCUAUUCUCCAAGAAAAUAAGUAUAUAUCAUCUCAUCACACAUUGUGACA